This is a messenger RNA of Cyclospora cayetanensis, 1650 nucleotides long. RefSeq names its product T-complex protein 1 subunit alpha. The record is from RefSeq and is a predicted model, not a curated record. Gene Ontology annotation, biological process: protein folding. The coding region runs from base 1 to 1650 and encodes 549 amino acids. The transcript is spliced from 11 exons. Gene Ontology annotation, cellular component: chaperonin-containing T-complex. Gene Ontology annotation, molecular function: ATP hydrolysis activity; ATP binding; ATP-dependent protein folding chaperone. NCBI's taxonomy places the organism in Eukaryota, Apicomplexa, Conoidasida, Eucoccidiorida, Eimeriidae.
AUGACGCUGGCGAUCUUCGGGGAAAGACAGAGCGGCCAGGACGUCCGGUCCGCCAAUGUGGCGGCCGUGAUGGCAGUCGCGAAUAUUCUGCGUUCUUCUUUGGGGCCCCAUGGGCUGGACAAGAUGCUCGUCGAUGACAUCGGGGACGUCGUUGUAACAAAUGAUGGCGCGACAAUCUUGAAGCAGCUCGAGGUGCAGCACCCGGCAGCCAAGGUUCUCGUCGAUCUCUCGGACUUGCAGGACAAGGAAGUGGGAGACGGCACGACUUCUGUCGUGCUGUUGGCUUCUGAGCUGUUGCGCCUCUCGGUGCAGCUCAUAAAAGACGACUUGCACCCCACAGCUGUGAUUGCCGGUUACAGACUGGCGAUGAAGGAGUGUGUUCGCUACCUGAAGAGCCACCUGAGCGUCGAAUUGCAAAAGCUGGAUCCUUCCUUGCUUCUCUCUGUCGCCAAGACUUCCCUCUCCUCAAAGUUCAUCGGGACGGAAGAAGACUUCUUCGCGGAUCUUUGCGUUACAGCGAUCCAAGCUGUCAAGAUGGUAACAGAGAAGGGGGAAGCUCGCUAUCCCGUAGACUCGAUAUCGAUUCUCAAAACUCACGGCAAGAGUGCAAGAGACUCCCAGUUGGUAGAUGGAUUCGCGCUAAAAACUUCUCGAGCUGCGCAAGGAAUGCCGAUGGUCGUGAAGGACGCCAAGAUUGCGCUUUUGGAUUUUGGCCUACGGCAGCACCGCAUGCAGCUGGGAGUCUCCAUUCAAGUGAACGACCCAGAAGCUCUCGAGAAGAUCAGGCAGCAAGAGAAGAACAUAGCCAGGCAGCGCGUCAAGCAAAUCCUUCAAUCAGGAGCGAACGUCAUCGUUACCACACAGGGCAUUGAUGACAUGUGUCUCAAAUACUUCGUUGAGGCCGGAGCGAUCGCAGUCCGUCGCGUUUCGAAGAAAGAUAUUCGCAGGAUUGCAAAGGCCACAGGCGGCACGGUGUGUUUGACUCUCGCAACGCUGGAAGGCGACGAGUUCUUUGACCCCGCAGCCCUUGGCAGCUGCGCAGAGGUGUGCGAGGAGCGCGUUGGCGACUGGGAUUACCUCUUUUUCAGGGGAUGCAAAACAUCCAAGGCGGCAACCGUAAUCCUUCGGGGAGCCAACGAGUUCAUGCUAGACGAAGUCGAGCGCUCUCUGCACGACGCCUUGUGUGCAGUGAGCCGCUGUCUGUCUUCCUCCUCGGUUUGCCCUGGCGGGGGAACGGUAGAAGCUGCGCUUUCUGUGUAUCUCGAGGAUUUUGCGCGCACCCUUGGCAACAGAGAGCAGCUUGCCGUCGCAGCCUUCGCCGAGGCGCUGCUCGUCAUUCCGAAGACUCUCGCGCUGAACGCAGCCUUGGAUGCAACUGAGCUUGUGGCACGGCUGCGAGCGGCGCAUGCAAAGGUGCAGUGCGGCUCCGAGGCGGCUGCAGCCCCGACAGCAGCAGCAGACCCCAAGGGCCUCAUGGGCUUAGAUCUGGUCGGUGGGAAGCUCUGCCCGGCGCUCGCCUCGGGUAUUGUGGAAGCCACAGUCUCUAAAACAAAAAGCUUCAAGUUCGCGACGGAGGCUGCCGUUACGAUCCUGAGGAUCGACGACUUUAUAAGGCUUGCCCCAGAGCCCGAAAGAAAAGAACGAGACUGA